This is a messenger RNA of Silurus meridionalis, 997 nucleotides long. RefSeq lists its product as uncharacterized. Gene Ontology annotation, molecular function: catalytic activity. Gene Ontology annotation, biological process: DNA repair. The transcript is spliced from 6 exons. The record is from RefSeq and is a predicted model, not a curated record. The coding region runs from base 186 to 902 and encodes 238 amino acids. NCBI's taxonomy places the organism in Eukaryota, Metazoa, Chordata, Actinopteri, Siluriformes, Siluridae.
AAAUAAAAUAAAAGUCCACACUGAUCCGAGACCAGCUUUAAAAUAAAAAUACGGAUAUUAAAUAUUUUAGACGUUAAUCCACGUGAACACACGUGUAGACGAUAUAUAUGUAUAUUUGUUAGGGGUGUAACGGUACACAAAAUCCACGGUUAGGUUUUGAAAGGCUUUCCUCAGUUUUUGACGGCAUGUCUGGAGAGCGUCUGUACCGCUGUGAGGACCCGGCUGUGUGGAGAGGGGUCUACGCGAAAUACUGGGAUGUGGUGGAGGCGAAGGCUGCUGGGAAGCAGAAGAGUUCAGGCAGACUGCUGGAGUUAGAGAAAUGGUAUCAGGAGGCGCUUCCGGCGGCCAUUUUAGCUCGGACAGAGCGUUCUUUGACGCACUCUGAACUGGUGAAACUCAUGGAGUGGAAAACAACCAGAGGGAAGUUCCGUCCCCGCCUCAAGCAGCUGAUUGGCUCCAACGAUGACGAGGCGGUGCUUCGCUGCACUAAGAAAGCGUUCGCUCUGCUUCCUUGUGUCCCGUCGGCGAUCGCAGAACUGAGCACGCUCAAAGGCCUCGGGCCUGCGACAGCGUCAGCGGUAUUAGCAGCGGGAGCUCCCGGAGAAGCCGCUUUCAUGGCCGACGAGGUCGUAGAGAGCAUCGCCGAGCUGAGACCAGUGCGGUACACGGCUAAGCACUACUCUCUCUUUUUGGAGAAAAUCCUGCGCAAAACACACCGACUCAACGAAGCGGACACCCAACAGGACUGGACCCCUCAUAAGGUUGAGCUGUGUUUAUGGGCAUGUGCUGUGGCCAAUCAGAUUCAGCCCUCGCUGCUGGAGGCGUUUCCUCUGAGUUACAACACUGAGACCCAAGAGGAAGAGACCGGAGGGGGGCCAUCUAAGAGACGCAAGACGAAAUAGCGUACAGCGGAUUUGAAUUUGUUCAACUGCUUUUUUCAAAAAAUCUAUAAAAACUAGCCUUUCUAUCAUGAGUAAUAAAAUCUCUGUCAAAGCGU